UUUUCCCCCCACCGUUCCCCCCCUUGCGUGAUUAUUUCACGCCCCGGCUGCUCUCAGACCAGCUGCACCAGACGGCUCUGUGUCUGCCUCUCCAGCUGCGUGGCUCCAGUCCCGCAGACUGGGUCGGCCAUGUUGUUGUGUGGGGGUUGAUGGAAGUUUGGUAGUAGGAAGUGGAGAGGAGGCUCCAUCUCUCCGGGAUACUCCAGGAUCCCACUUUUCCUCCUUCCUCUUUGUUUUCCCAUCAGCGGGCAUGCCUCUGGAGGAUUUUCCUCUCCGCGAUUUCGCCACACGCAGGGGAAAAUGACAGCUCCACGCAGCGCUUCCAUCAGCCUUCAGGACUGCAACACUUGAUUUAACUUAAAAAAAAAAAAAAAAAAAACGCAUGCAUGGAGUAAGGAUGAAGGCGGAUCGGUCCCGGCUGGAAUAACUCGGAUUUACUUUGUCCCGCACUGAUUCAAGGGGGAAGUGGGGGAAAAAAAUAUUGGGGGGGAAAUCCCACUGAUAAGGCCGAGACGAUGGGCUGUGUGAAGAGCAAAGAAGACAAAGGCCCAACCAUGAAGUAUCAGAGCGAGAAUUCCUCAAGGUCCGACCCGAACACCUCCACCGCUGUGCCUCACGCCGGUCACUACGGGCCGGAACCGACGCAGACGCAGCAGAAUCAGGCUCCUGCAUCCUCCUCCAGCUCUGCAGCUCUGAAUUUCAACCACGCCCUCACGCCAUUCGGAGGCUCCUCCUCUGCCAUGACUCCCUUCGGAGGAGCGUCGACCUCCUUCACUGGUCCCAUGUCCAACUCCUUCUCUGGUGCCGUCUCGAGCGGUGUCACCUUCUUUGUUGCCUUGUAUGACUACGAAGCCAGAACAUCAGACGAUCUCACGUUUAAAAAGGGGGAUCGCUUUCAGAUCAUCAACAACACCGAAGGAGACUGGUGGGAGGCGCGCUCCAUCAACACCGGGAAGAAAGGCUACAUCCCCAGCAAUUAUGUGGCCCCCGCCGACUCCAUUCAGGCUGAAGAGUGGUACUUUGGCAAAAUGGGACGCAAGGAUGCUGAGAGGUUGCUGCUCAACCCUGGGAAUAAUCGAGGGACUUUCCUGGUGCGGGAAAGUGAAACUACUAAAGGUGCUUACUCUCUCUCCAUACGGGACUGGGAUGAAGCCAAAGGAGACAAUGUGAAGCACUACAAGAUCCGCAAGCUGGACAGCGGGGGAUACUACAUCACCACGCGAGCCCAGUUUGACACGCUGCAGAAGCUCGUCAAACACUACACAGAGCACGCAGACGGACUCUGCCACAAGCUGACCACGGUCUGCCUCACGGUCAAGCCUCAGACCCAGGGGCUCGCCAAAGACGCCUGGGAGAUCCCGAGGGACUCGCUGCAGCUGGAGGUCAAACUGGGCCAGGGAUGCUUCGGAGAGGUCUGGAUGGGCACGUGGAACGGCACCACCAAAGUGGCCAUAAAGACGCUGAAGCCGGGAACCAUGUCGCCCGAGGCCUUCCUGCAGGAAGCUCAGAUCAUGAAGAAACUCAGACAUGACAAACUAGUGCCUCUUUACGCUGUCGUGUCUGAGGAACCCAUCUAUAUUGUCACAGAGUACAUGUCCAAAGGAAGCUUGCUUGACUUCGUCAAAGAGGGUGAUGGCAAAUUCCUAACCCUCAUCACGCUGGUGGACAUGGCUGCAAAGAUUGCAGACGGCAUGGCUUUCAUCGAGCGGAUGAACUACAUCCACAGAGAUCUGCGAGCUGCGAACAUACUCGUGGGCGAGAACCUGGCGUGCAAGAUUGCCGACUUCGGCCUGGCCAGGUUGAUAGAAGACAACGAGUACACGGCGAGGCAAGGAGCCAAAUUCCCCAUCAAGUGGACGGCCCCUGAAGCCGCUCUGUACGGUCGCUUCACCAUCAAGUCAGACGUCUGGUCCUUUGGGAUCCUCCUCACCGAGCUAGUUACCAAAGGCAGGGUGCCCUAUCCAGGUAUGGUGAACCGAGAGGUGCUGGAGCAGGUGGAGCGAGGAUACCGCAUGCCCUGCCCGCCUGCGUGCCCUGAGUCUCUGCACGAGAUGAUGAUGCUCUGCUGGAAGAAGGAGCCAGACGAGAGGCCCACCUUCGAGUACCUGCAGUGCUUCUUGGAGGACUAUUUCACCUCCACAGAACCCCAGUACCAGCCUGGAGAAAACCUAUAGCCAUAGCGGGAGGGGGCUUUGGCUUAGACGGUCGCAUACAACACUAUUUACUCUGCGUCUCACGUUUCGUUUUGGGUGUCCUUCCAUUGUCCAUUCAGAUCCUUGUUCUUAUGUGAUUUUUUUUUUCAUGUUCUCACAUAUGGUACUACAACAGUUUUUUUUUAACCUCUUUAUGUAGAUUUUUAAUCAACAUGUAUAGAAUUAUCGUGGUCAUGGGCAUACGCAUUCAUGUUUAAAAACCAGGCGUUCCACAGUGUAAUGUUUCUGUGAAAUAAGCUGUGAUUAAACAUCAACAAAGAGGAAAA
This is a messenger RNA of Fundulus heteroclitus (mummichog), 2479 nucleotides long. Its product is annotated as tyrosine-protein kinase yes. Gene Ontology annotation, biological process: protein phosphorylation; cell surface receptor protein tyrosine kinase signaling pathway; innate immune response. The record is from RefSeq and is a predicted model, not a curated record. Gene Ontology annotation, cellular component: extrinsic component of cytoplasmic side of plasma membrane. Gene Ontology annotation, molecular function: non-membrane spanning protein tyrosine kinase activity; ATP binding; signaling receptor binding. The coding region runs from base 516 to 2174 and encodes 552 amino acids. The transcript has 12 exons. NCBI's taxonomy places the organism in Eukaryota, Metazoa, Chordata, Actinopteri, Cyprinodontiformes, Fundulidae.